Messenger RNA from Grammomys surdaster, 1511 nucleotides. RefSeq names its product Sp7 transcription factor (gene Sp7). Bases 288 to 1511 code for a protein of 407 amino acids. The transcript has 2 exons. Gene Ontology annotation, molecular function: DNA-binding transcription factor activity, RNA polymerase II-specific; RNA polymerase II cis-regulatory region sequence-specific DNA binding. Gene Ontology annotation, biological process: regulation of transcription by RNA polymerase II. Lineage: Eukaryota; Metazoa; Chordata; Mammalia; Rodentia; Muridae. The record is from RefSeq and is a predicted model, not a curated record.
AGCAGCAACAGCAGCAACAGAAGCAGCAGCAGCAGCAGCAGCAGCAGCGACAGAAGCUGCCGCGCCACUGAGUAGCAGCAAGGACUCUUUGAGUCAAGAGUAGGAUUGUAGGAUUGGAUCUGAGUGGGAACGAGAGUGAGCCGGUCUGAGAGAGGAGCGGAUCCCUCCCAGCGCCCUCGGGGCCACCCAUUGCCAGUAAUCUUCGUGCCAGACCUCUUGAGAGGAGACGGGACAGCCAACCCUAGCCUUCCCAGGAAGAAGCUCACUAUGGCUCCAGUCCCCUGGCCAUGCUGACAGCAGCCUGCAGCAAAUUUGGUCCUCUGCGGGACUCAACAACUCUGGGAAAAGGAGGCACAAAGAAGCCGUACGCUGACCUUUCAGGCCCCAAAACCAUGGGGGACGCCUACCCAGCUCCCUUCUCAAGCACCAAUGGACUCCUCUCCCCUGCAGGCAGUCCUCCAGCCCCAGCCUCUGGCUAUGCCAAUGACUACCCACCCUUUCCCCACUCGUUUCCUGGGCCCACUGGUGCCCAAGACCCUGGGCUCCUAGUGCCCAAGGGGCACAGCUCUUCUGACUGCCUGCCUAGUGUCUACACUUCCCUGGAUAUGGCACAUCCCUACGGCUCCUGGUACAAAGCAGGCAUCCAUGCAGGCAUCUCACCAGGUCCUGGCAACACACCUACUCCUUGGUGGGACAUGCACCCUGGGGGCAACUGGCUAGGUGGUGGGCAGGGCCAGGGUGAUGGGCUGCAAGGGACACUGCCUACAGGCCCUGCCCAGCCUCCACUGAACCCCCAGCUGCCUACUUACCCAUCUGACUUUGCCCCCCUUAACCCAGCUCCCUAUCCAGCGCCCCACCUCUUGCAACCAGGGCCCCAGCAUGUCCUUCCUCAAGAUGUCUAUAAGCCCAAGGCAGUCGGCAAUAGUGGGCAACUGGAGGGGAGUGGUGCAGGCAAACCCCCCCGGGGUGCAGGCACAGGGGGCAGUGGUGGAUAUGGGGGCAGUGGGGCAGGGCGUUCUACCUGCGACUGCCCCAACUGUCAGGAGCUAGAGCGGCUAGGGGCAGCAGCGGCUGGGCUGAGGAAGAAGCCCAUUCACAGCUGCCACAUCCCUGGCUGCGGCAAGGUGUACGGCAAAGCUUCGCAUCUGAAAGCCCACUUGCGCUGGCACACUGGCGAGAGGCCUUUCGUCUGCAACUGGCUUUUCUGCGGCAAGAGGUUCACCCGCUCCGACGAGCUGGAGCGCCACGUGCGCACUCACACCCGGGAGAAGAAGUUCACCUGCCUGCUCUGCUCCAAACGCUUUACCAGAAGCGACCACUUGAGCAAACAUCAGCGCACCCACGGGGAGCCAGGCCCGGGGCCGCCCCCGAGUGGCCCUAAGGAGCUGGGGGAGGGUCGCAGCGUCGGGGAAGAAGAAGCCAAUCAGCCGCCCCGGUCUUCCACCUCGCCUGCACCCCCAGAAAAAGCCCCUGGAGGCAGCCCAGAGCAGAGCAACCUGCUAGAGAUCUGA